AUGGUCAAAGACACUAAACUCUACGAUUUGUUGGGUGUUUCCCCAGAUGCGGAUGACAACCAAAUCAAGAAGGCUUACAGAAAGAGCGCUUUGAAAUACCAUCCAGACAAGAACCCAAGUGCAGAAGCAGCUGAAAAGUUCAAAGAAAUCACUUCUGCUUACGAAAUUUUGUCAGACUCGCAAAAGAGGGAUAUUUACGACCAAUUUGGUGAAGAAGGACUAUCAGGACAAGGUGGUGGAGCUGGCGGCUUUGGUGGAUUUGGUGAAGAUUUGUUCUCUCAAUUCUUUGGUGGCGGUGGUAGCUCUAGACCAAGAGGUCCACAAAAGGGUAGAGAUAUCAGACACGAAGUUCCAGCUACUUUGGAACAACUAUACAAGGGUAGAACUGCCAAGUUGGCUUUGAACAAGCAAGUCAUUUGUAAAGGCUGUGAAGGUCGUGGUGGUAAGCCAGGUAGUGUUAAGAAGUGUACAAGCUGUAAUGGUCAAGGUGUUAAGUUUGUCACUAGACAAAUGGGUCCAAUGAUCCAAAGAUUCCAAGUGGAGUGUGAUGCUUGUCAAGCCACCGGUGAAAUUAUUGAUCCAAAGGGCCGUUGUAAGGAAUGUAACGGUAAGAAGGUCAACAACGAAAGAAAGAUUCUGGAAGUCAACAUUGAACCUGGUAUGAAGGAUGGUCAAAGAAUCGUCUUCCAAGGUGAAGCUGAUCAAGCUCCAGGUAUUAUUCCAGGUGACGUUGUCUUCGUCGUUUCUGAACAACCACAUCCACUAUUCAAGAGAGACGGUAACGAUCUAAGCUAUGAAGCUGAAAUUGACCUAUUAACUGCUGUUGCAGGUGGUGAAUUUGCUAUCAAGCAUGUCUCCGGUGAAUACCUAAAGGUCGAAAUUGUCCCAGGUGAAGUUAUCUCUCCAGGUUUGAUCAAGGUUCUAGAAGGUAAGGGUAUGCCAAUUCCAAAGUACGGUGGCUACGGUAACUUGUUGGUUAAGUUCAACAUUAAGUUCCCUCCAUCCCACUUCACUAGUGAAGAAAACUUAAAGAAGUUGGAAGAAAUUCUACCUCCAAGAACCCUACCUUCUAUUCCAAGCAACGCCGAAGUUGAAGAAUGUGUAUUAACCGAUUACGAUGCUAACAAGCACAGAUCUAAGUCUGGUGCUAACGGUAGAGGUCAAAGUUACGAUUCCGACGAUGAAGAAGGUGGUCACCAUGGUGCAGAAGGUGUUCAAUGUGCCUCUCAAUGA
Kluyveromyces marxianus DMKU3-1042 is the source of this 1233-nucleotide messenger RNA. RefSeq names its product type I HSP40 co-chaperone YDJ1 (gene YDJ1). Bases 1 to 1233 code for a protein of 410 amino acids. Gene Ontology annotation, cellular component: cytosol; nucleus; cytoplasm. Gene Ontology annotation, molecular function: ATP binding; Hsp70 protein binding. Gene Ontology annotation, biological process: response to heat; protein refolding. Lineage: Eukaryota; Fungi; Ascomycota; Saccharomycetes; Saccharomycetales; Saccharomycetaceae. The record is from RefSeq and is a predicted model, not a curated record. The transcript has a single exon.